AUGGUGGGGAGAAGACGAAAUGGCGCCGGCAGAGCCUCCUCCACUGCUGCAGCUGGGAGGCCGAGCGCCCCUGAUAUCUACCAUGAGAUGCUUACAGAGGCCGGCGUCUCUUCACGCCAACAACCCAUCGCCGAACGGCCGUUAAAGCGGAGGCGCGUCGGUCGCAAUACCGAUCCAGUAGAGGAUGGGCCAUCAUCGGCGGCCCCUGCCACAGUUGUGGACAGGACGGAGCAGAACCGUGAGGCCGCCCAGGAUGAUCCAGUCCCCGCGCCAACCGUGCAAACCAUGGAAAGAGACUCAGACGAAAGUGAAGACGAGGAUGUUGAAUUCGAGGACGUCGAUUUUGAAGCUUGGCUGAACGCCGGGACCGGUGAAGGGCCAUCCGAAGCAGCAGGGGAGCCGGCAGAGGAGCCGGCGGAGCUCGAGCUUAACCUGACGGCGCAAAGGUCGGAAAUGACACCGAAGAAGAAAUCUGUUGCUCGCGCGAAGCCCCUCUCAAGGGAGGAGAAGGAGCGCCGCACUCAGGUGCAUCAGAUGCACCUGCUUUGUCUCCUGUCGCACGUUGCGAAGCGAAACCAUUGGUGCAACGAUCCCAAAGUGCAGGAUUCAUUAAGAUCGCUUCUCCCAAAGAAGACAGUCACAUACCUGAACCCUGGAUCCGACCUAUCACAGUUUGGUUGGACUAACAGCCUGAAAACCGGACUUCAGCAGGUAGCGGAGAUAUGGAACACCAAAUUCGAGAUCACGGAAAGAGGGCUGAGGCGAUCGCUCUGGGCUGAAAACCCGGAGCAGCUUCAGGAUUAUGAGGCACCGGACGAUAUGGAAUCGUGUCUUGACCGCGAGGAUUUCCGUCAUUCUGCUAAGAGAUUAGAGGGAUCCCGAGAUGUCGGGGCGCAGCUAUAUUGCGCGCUUUUGAGAGCCGCCGGCGUCCGCGCUCGUCUGGUGUGUUCGCUACAGCCCCUCGCCUGUGUGUCGGGGGCGCCGGUCCUCGCAAAGCCCAAGGAAUCGAAACAGAAAGCCUCCAAAGCAUCGAGGGCGGAGCAGGUUCGGGCCUCGAUGGCCCAAUAUGAGGAGAGGUCGAAUGCUGCCAGGGCGUCCCUGGCUGAAGGUCUGGGUGGCUCUACCGCUCUCCGAAGGCUGGGCCAUCCCGGCGCAACCGCCUACAAUUUCAAACCAACUGCGGCACCGCCCCCGAAGGCAAAGGCUGGGCGUGGCUUCAGUGCGCCGAAGCGCAUCCGUGAGUCUCCGCAGCCGGUGUAUUGGGUGGAGGUGCUAGACGUAGGGCACCAGAAAUGGCAGCCAGCGGAUCCCGUCGUCACGAACACAUUCUGGAAACCCAAAGUUUUCGAACCAGCCAUGACAGACAAAGAAAACCUCAUGUCGUAUGUCAUUGCGUUCGAAGCUGAUGGCUCAGCCAAAGAUGUUACGAGAAGAUAUACCAAGGCAUAUACGUCCAAGACCAGACGAUGGAGAGUUGAGAACGCUUCGGAAGGGGGUGAACGUUGGUGGCACAAGGUGAUGAAAUCCUAUCAGAAGAUAGUACCCGAUGUGCUCGACCAGAUCGAAGACAACGAGCUUGUGGGGGUAGAGGCCCGGGAACCGAUGCCGCGAAAUGUCCAAGAUUUCAAAGAUCAUCCUAUCUACGCCCUUGAGAGACACCUCCGCCGACAUGAGGUAUUGAUCCGAGAUGCGAAGCCUUCCGGCACGAUUAGUGCGGGGAAGGGGAUGCCCUUGGAGAAAAUCUACCGAAGGAGAGAUGUCAAGAUUGCGAGGACCGUUGACAAAUGGUAUCGAAUGGGACGAGAGGUACUGCCGAAUGAGAUACCCGCAAAAUGGGUCCCGAAAAGAACCCAGCCCAAGAAGUCUAGAUAUGACGACGACAGGGAAGAUGAGCGUGAGAAAGAUGACGCCGGGAUGCCGAUAUAUACAAUAGACCAGACGGAGCAAUAUGAGGCUCCCCCAGUGAGGGAUGGGAAAGUACCUAAGAACAAGUUUGGCAACAUCGACCUCUACGUCCCGAGUAUGGUACCAAGGGGAGGUGUCCAUAUCGAACACGAACAGGCCUCCCGAGCGGCUUAUGUGCUGGGAGUGGAUUACGCCCCGGCGUUGACUGGCUUCUCAUUCAAAGGGCGCCAAGGAUCAGCGGUGCUCAACGGCAUCGUAGUUGCGAAAGAAUACGAAGAGGCUGUACGAGAAGCCAUCGAAGGUUUAGGAAAUAUGGAGCAAGAGGCGGAGAUAGAGAAACGACGGCAAAUAGUACUACGGGUAUGGAGGAAAUUUAUCAUGGGCUUGCGAAUCAGGGAGCGCGUUUGGGCAGGGGUGGACGAGGAGGAGCGGAUGGAAGCUGAGCGUGAGGCUGAGCGUGAAGCCGGCUUGGACGCAGAGAUUGAGGAUGCGCCGAGUGAUGUGACUGAGGAGUUUGAUAUGGUAACUGGAGAUGAUGAUUACAAUGAUGAAGACUACGGUGGUGGUGGAUUCCUCGUUGACUGA
Clonostachys byssicola is the source of this 2490-nucleotide messenger RNA. The record is from the annotation of a GenBank genome assembly. NCBI's taxonomy places the organism in Eukaryota, Fungi, Ascomycota, Sordariomycetes, Hypocreales, Bionectriaceae.